AUUGUAAACGAGACGUCAACUCUCCGCCGUCAUGCAGAAGCCAAAUUCGCUGGAAAAUACCGUACAUGGGCCAAAGCCAACACCUUCACAUCUAAAUUGCCGGGUGACAUCGCAGCUGAGAAAAAGAAAGCUGCACACGCACAGCAAAUGAUUGACGCGCACUUGACCGAGCGCAAAUUGUCGGAGUUCACCAUCCCUUACACCCACCAGAAUUUUAGAAAAGCUGCAAUUGAGUGGCUUGUCGCCACAGAUCAGCCCAUACAGGCUCUUGAGCACCCUAAGUUCAAAGAAAUGAUAGAUGUCGCCUUCCGUGCUACACAGGGUGUCAAGAUUCCAGGCCGCAAGGCCACACGUGCUGAAAUCAUGCAUAUUUUCAAGAACCCUUUGACCAAACUGAAGAAGAAAUUGAAUGUAUGUAACAUUCUUCACAGUAUCUGCUCUUAUCUGACACAAUUUUAG
Messenger RNA from Suillus fuscotomentosus, 459 nucleotides. RefSeq lists its product as uncharacterized. The annotation marks the transcript as partial. The transcript has 3 exons. The record is from RefSeq and is a predicted model, not a curated record. Lineage: Eukaryota; Fungi; Basidiomycota; Agaricomycetes; Boletales; Suillaceae.